AUAAUAAACAAUCGACUCGGAGUUUGAAAGAACGUGAUUUCUGACCGAUUUCCUCAGCAAAAUAUGGACGUUUUUGAUCGGAAAACAAACGAAGUGGACAUAACAGUCACAGCGCCUUCCGACAACGAAAUGGCUGGGUAUAGUUCCGACUCAGACGAUGAUAAUUCAGGCGAUUUCGAACACGAACCCGAGCAUAAACCCGACACUUCAAGACCAGAGGAUGCCAAUUCGUCGACUUUAGAGAAUUCAAAAGAAGACGAUGCUACUGAUGGGAAAGAAAGCGAACUUUGCGAACGUUUCGAUAGCGGGGUUAGUUUAAACGAAGAUAAAUCGGCCGUUGAAACGCCGGAAAGUGGCGGACAAAACUAUGAAAUUGUUGGCGACCGUGUUUUGGUGGAAAAAGAUGGGAAAUUCGAGCUUGUAGACGCGAACGAAAUCAAAGCGGAGUACUUUGAAAUGCUCGGGAUUAAGCACGAAGCCAGCAGCAGCAGUUCUACCGAGGUCGCAGCCGAGAAAUCCGAUGAUUCUGAACGGCCUGUGGUUCGAGAGAGGCCAAAGACUACACCAGCUUUUGGAUCGAGGGGGAAGGAUGGUCAGGGCGAGCCCCAUGUUCGCAAGAAAAGGGUCCAAAGCUCCUGGGGUUACAGGAAUAGUGAGUAUGCUAAGAUUAAGUCGCCCUACGGAUUGAGCGAGAAACAGCUUGAGAUGAAGAGAAAGCGAGAGGAGGCGAUUGCUCGGAGAAAAAAGGAGGAAGCAGAAAGGCAAAAAGAAGAAGAGAAUCGCAAAAGGGAAGACGCUGAAAGAGCUUUUCAGGCAUGGCUAAACUCAAAGAGGGAAGAAGAGAAGGAACACAGGAGAAUGGCGGCAAAGGAGAGCAACAAAGAAGACGAAAGCCGAGCAAAGGAUUCGCAGAAAGCUUUCAAAGCUUGGAAGUCUGCGAAAAGGAAACAGGAGAAUGCAGAGAGGGAGGCAGCGACGAGACGAAUGCAAGAAACAGCAUCAAUGUAUGUUGUACAUGACAGGGGAACUUGUGAAGAUGCUUUCAAAAGGUGGUUGAAAAAGAAGAAAAAUGAAAAGAAAGCAAAGGAAGAAGAGAAAAUUAAACGCCUUAGACCAAAGUCGAGGCGUAAACCGAAAGAGCCAUUGCCAGUCAACUCAGACAAAAUAAGGUUCACAGAUAAUUAUGGUUAUAGAAAUACUGUAGUUUACUAGACAUAGAGUAUUUAAUAGCUUGAGGGACAAGAGUUAAAUAUUAUAUAACAAAUGGAGUGUAUUUUAGCUAAUAUUUAUAAAUAUAUUAUCUAUACGCAGAUUAAAGGGGAGAAAUACAACUGUCUA
Messenger RNA from Dendronephthya gigantea, 1338 nucleotides. RefSeq names its product coiled-coil domain-containing protein 181-like. Gene Ontology annotation, molecular function: microtubule binding. Bases 64 to 1212 code for a protein of 382 amino acids. The record is from RefSeq and is a predicted model, not a curated record. NCBI's taxonomy places the organism in Eukaryota, Metazoa, Cnidaria, Anthozoa, Malacalcyonacea, Nephtheidae. The transcript has 4 exons.